AUGGAGGACAGAACCACCGACAGGAUACAGCGAUGGACAGAACUACCUAUUGGUGACACAGUGAUGGAGGACAGAACUACCCACAGGAUACAGCCAUGGAGGACAGAACUACAGACAGGAUACAGCCGAGAUGGAGGACAGAACUACCGACAGGAUACAGCCACGGAGGAUGAACUACUGACAGGAUCCAGUGAUGGAGGACAGAACUACCGACAGGAUGUGGGCCAGCGAUGGAGGACAGAACUACUGACAGGAUACAGUGAUGGAGGACAGAACUACUGA
Messenger RNA from Pelobates cultripes (western spadefoot toad), 282 nucleotides. NCBI's taxonomy places the organism in Eukaryota, Metazoa, Chordata, Amphibia, Anura, Pelobatidae. The record is from the annotation of a GenBank genome assembly.